Molecule: messenger RNA, 438 nt
Organism: Trichosporon asahii var. asahii CBS 2479
Lineage: Eukaryota; Fungi; Basidiomycota; Tremellomycetes; Trichosporonales; Trichosporonaceae
Exons: 3
Coding region: 1-438 (145 amino acids)
Source: RefSeq, a predicted model, not a curated record
AUGUGGGAGAAUGGUACAGGAGGAACAAGCUCUGGCGAUGAGAUCGAGAGCGUAGGAGGGGAUCGAGCAAGGGGAGCUGGGAAACGGCCUGGCAUUGGUCCAACGUGCUGUGACUCUGACGAUGAGAUGGGAGGAAGCUUAGAGCUUAGGGCCGAGGGCAAGGGCCAGGAGGACGGAGGAAGGAAGACGGACGGUGGGCGCGGGUCACCGUUGGAGUUGGGCCAAGCACCUGGGAUGCCUGGGAUUGCCUGGGCGAUGACUGGCCGUCCUGCCCAUCAUGGCUCUACGCAGCCUUCGUCAGGCCAGCCUGGCGCGCCAGAGCCAUGCGCGAUGUCUGCAAGGGUAAGCCUAGAACGCACAGGGUCAAGAGCAGAGGGUCAGCAAGGUAGGGCCAGGGAAGCAAGAGCCAUCCAGGCACCACCUUGCGCGCAGUCCUGA